AUGAAAUAUGAAAUGAACAAGUCCAAAAUUAAGGUGGCACUCACCCGACAAGUAGAAUGGUUUCGGGAUUUCGGUGCAAAAGAAGAGAAAUCAGAAGCAGCAAAAAUGUUGAGACAAUUAAAGAAUAUUAUUUGUCCAACUGAAAAGCUAGCCACUGGAUUACGAUCCUGA
Dentiscutata erythropus is the source of this 171-nucleotide messenger RNA. Lineage: Eukaryota; Fungi; Glomeromycota; Glomeromycetes; Diversisporales; Gigasporaceae. The record is from the annotation of a GenBank genome assembly.